AUGAGUGCAAUGUGGCCCAGGUCCGUCUCGUACGCGGGGUUCGCGAGGCGGUCGACAGUUUCGUCUUUGCUGCGGCGAGGUUUCACGAGCAGCUUGUCCAGAAUGCAGAAAAUUGUGGUCAAGAACCCGGUGGUGGAAUUGGACGGGGAUGAGAUGACGAGAAUUAUCUGGAAGAAAAUCAGGGAGGAGCUCAUUCUGCCAUAUGUCCAACUGGACAUCAAAUACUUCGACCUCGGUCUCGAGCAGCGAGACGCGACGAAUGACCAGGUCACAGUCGAGUCGGCCGAGGCGAUCCUCAAGUACAAUGUGGGCAUCAAGUGCGCGACGAUCACGCCGGACGAGGCGCGGGUGAAGGAGUUCACCCUCAAGCAGAUGUGGAAGAGCCCCAACGGGACGAUCCGCAACAUCCUCGGCGGCACGGUCUUCCGAGAGCCCAUCAUCCUGAAGAGCAUCCCUAAACCCAUCCCUGGCUGGAAGAACCCGAUUGUCAUUGGGCGUCAUGCGUUCGGUGACCAGUACCGCUCGACGGACUUUGUUGCGCCAGGCCCGGGAAAGCUGCAGCUCGUGUAUUCGCCUGCAGAUGGUGGAAAGCCGACGGUCAUGGAUGUGUAUGACUUCAAGGGAAAGGGUGUCGCGAUGAGCAUGUACAACACCGACGAUUCCAUUACAGGGUUCGCGCACUCGUCCUUCAAAAUGGCGCUCGCCAAGAAGAUGCCCCUUUUCAUGUCGACGAAGAACACGAUCAUGAAGAAGUACGACGGCCGCUUCAAGGACAUCUUCCAGGACAUCUACGAAAGCACAUACAAAUCGCAGUUCGAGGUGGCCGGCAUCUACUACGAGCACCGGCUGAUCGACGACAUGGUCGCGCAGGCGAUCAAGUCCUCCGGCGGGUUCGUCUGGGCGUGCAAGAACUACGACGGCGACGUGCAGUCCGACAUUCUCGCGCAGGGCUUCGGCUCGCUGGGCAUGAUGACCUCCGAGCUGAUCACGCCCGACGGGCAGACGAUCGAGUCCGAGGCCGCGCACGGCACCGUCACGCGCCACUACCGCGAGUUCCAGAAGGGCAACGAGACGUCCACGAACCCCGUCGCGUCCAUCUUCGCGUGGACGCGCGGCCUCAAGCACCGCGCGACCCUCGACGGGAACGAGAACCUGAAGGCGUUCUGCGAGGACCUCGAGAAGGCCUGCGUGGAGGUCAUCGACAUUGACGGUGUGAUGACGAAGGACCUUGCGCUCGCGAUUCAUGGAAAGGAGAUGAAGCGCGAACACUGGGUCGUCACAGACGUGUACAUGGAUUCCGUGAACAACAAGCUCAAGCAGAAGAUGGCGGCGAGGGCGAGCGCGUAG
Molecule: messenger RNA, 1347 nt
Organism: Fomitopsis serialis
Lineage: Eukaryota; Fungi; Basidiomycota; Agaricomycetes; Polyporales; Fomitopsidaceae
Product: isocitrate dehydrogenase
Exons: 8
Coding region: 1-1347 (448 amino acids)
Biological process (GO): isocitrate metabolic process
Cellular component (GO): mitochondrion
Molecular function (GO): isocitrate dehydrogenase (NADP+) activity; magnesium ion binding; NAD binding
Source: RefSeq, a predicted model, not a curated record